AAAUUCCCCAAUUAGCUUUCACUCAUGUCUGCUGCUUGCUGCUUCGCUCAGUUCGCUGCGACCUCAAUCUGCGAGUUUGCCGCCGGCGCUACAGGACCAGGACGACGGCGGCUAGCUCCUCCACUCCUCCAGGCUCCACUGCAUCACUACUCGGCUGCUCCGUGAGACCGAGAAGCGAGAGCCGAGAACCACUGCUAAUUGCUGCUCCUCCACUGCUAUACGACCGAGAAGCGCUGCUGCCUGCUCCAAGUGACCAGCAAAGGGUAUGCGUUUUGCUGGUCCUCAUUUUACAUGUUUUUUGAUUCGCAAGCGCUGUAACAAUCUUAAGGAGAUGGUCGCUUCUUCACUGACAUGCCACAGUAAAAGACAUAUCAGCUAUUCUGCUAGUCCUUUGGAGUACUAUCAUCCAAUUCUUCAAUCAAAUGGUUUACAGAAUCGGUUCAAGAAUUGGCAAUAUUUGAGAAAGGGUAAACUGAUGGCAAGUACUUUCAGUCAGGCUAUUGGUUUUUGGUCCCGCCGAAGGGUUCAACUUUGGUUAGAGAAGAUUGGGGCAAUUGAACCAUUCUCUGGCAACUUAGCCACCUGUUGGAGCAACAUCAAGGAAGAGGAAGCUCUUGAGAGAUAUAUGCUUAUUACUGGAAAUCCUGUCUCCAUGCAUGGUUUUCAGGUCCAUCACAAUAUGUACCCAGAAGAUGCCUGGCUUGCAGCUUCCCCUGAUGGAGUAAUCGACACCUAUGCUCAUGGUUUGCCUUCCCGAGGUGUUUUAGAAAUCAAAUGCCCAUUCUUUGGAGGCGAUAUGACCAAGGCUUGGCCUUGUAGUAGAAUUCCCAUUUAUUACAUUCCUCAGGCACAAGGUUUGAUGGAGAUCUUAGAUCGAGAUUGGAUGGACUUGUAUAUCUGGACUACCAAAGGAAGUAGUUUGUUUAGGUUGCAUCGAGAUAAAGAAUAUUGGCAAGCCUUGGAGAUUGCACUUUCUGACUUCUGGUGGAAGCAUGUGCAACCUGCUAAGGAAUUGUACAAUUGUUCAGAGAUCACAAAUCCCCGUGUUGAACUAAAAUUACUUAGGCCCGAACCUAGACAUGAAUUAUGUACUUACCUUGUCCAUGAAAGCUUCCGUAUUGUGGUCAAUGACUCUAAGUUGGUGAUGCGUGAAAUUAAUGGUAAACUGCAAAUGUGAUGCUCCACAGGUGGACAGUCAAAUUCAUUCAACUGGAUAAUUAGAGUCCAAGUCAUGGUAGUCUUCUACAAAUUGUGUUGAUCAAGGAUAAAGUUCUCUUCUACUGGAAGAGAAACUUCGAUUGUAGUUACAUGUUGUGGAUUAGACUGGUUUCUUUUAGGUAUUGAUCUGUGCACACUCUUACUAGAAGAGAGGCAGGUUAUAUCAUCUGGGCAAAGCUGAAAUGCUAACUGCACUCUUAGAAUCUUUUAGAUGAAAUGCACAAGGAUGGGGAACUUGUUACAUGCAGGCAUGAUGUGAAUGUUGUUACAAGCAUUUACGGUGUACUCCACAAAUUUGCCAUAUUUUGAUAGCUUCCACUGGUUGGAUAAUUUGACUGGUAAGAUGAUGUAGCCCAGUGUGCCUGAGCUGACAUAUGAGCACUUCCGGUCUAAACUAUCAGGAUACAACCAGCUUGGUUGGCGUGUGUGGCUGUGCACUCUUGUCCCUUGAGAGAGAUCAGGAGUCGAACCCCCUCUUGUAUGAAAAAACCAAUUUGGCCAGCACUUUGCCCCUUAAUUGGGCUGGGCCAGUGCGAAUGGGGAUUACUGGAUUAGUCUGAGUAUGGUACGGGCUUAAAGGUGCCACCUACAAUUAGGGCGGUGGCCUGACCAAAAAAAAAACAUCAAGAUACAACUAUGUGGCCUUAAAAUGUAAUAUGCGAGACCUGUAACAUAUUGUUUGCACAAUGGGCAGAAUAUCUGAGAACCAAAAAGCAGCUGAAUAGCAUUUGUAACAAUAAGGUCAGUAGUGGCAAUAAAACGAUACUCAGUUGUUUGUUAUGGCUAUAUCUUUUGUUCCUACAAAUAGAAGAGGUCUGCAAAUCCACUUCUAGUGCACAACAUAUGAAGCAAGGGGCGAAGAGUCUGCAGGUGCAUGAGUGACUGGCCUCCUCGCUUGUUUACCCAAGAUUUGCCACGGGUUUGAUUCUCUCAGCGAUGCCAAACAUAGUUCUUGGAUCCAACCCAUCGACUACAAGGAUUGAGGACUGCCGUAUAGGUGUCAAGUUCGUUGGAAUGCAGACCAGUAAUGAAGAUUGUGUUAGCCUAGAGAAAAACCUGCAAAUAAUUGAACCUCAUAUUUUAGUUGUUUUGUUAACAGUUACUGCAAAAUUUCAGGCAUAAUAGUUUUCUGAAACCUGCCUAAACUUACCUUGUGAAAGGGCAAUAUACAGAACAUUAGUGCAAUGCUUCUUUUGUUUUUACUCUGUA
Messenger RNA from Ipomoea triloba (trilobed morning glory), 2427 nucleotides. RefSeq lists its product as uncharacterized. The record is from RefSeq and is a predicted model, not a curated record. The transcript is spliced from 4 exons. NCBI's taxonomy places the organism in Eukaryota, Viridiplantae, Streptophyta, Magnoliopsida, Solanales, Convolvulaceae. The coding region runs from base 266 to 1177 and encodes 303 amino acids.